Penaeus monodon (black tiger shrimp) is the source of this 561-nucleotide messenger RNA. RefSeq names its product eukaryotic peptide chain release factor subunit 1-like. The transcript is spliced from 2 exons. Gene Ontology annotation, biological process: cytoplasmic translational termination. The record is from RefSeq and is a predicted model, not a curated record. Gene Ontology annotation, cellular component: cytosol; translation release factor complex. NCBI's taxonomy places the organism in Eukaryota, Metazoa, Arthropoda, Malacostraca, Decapoda, Penaeidae. Gene Ontology annotation, molecular function: translation release factor activity, codon specific; sequence-specific mRNA binding. The coding region runs from base 1 to 561 and encodes 186 amino acids.
AUGGGCGACCACCACACCAUCGCCAGGGGGACCUUCAGGGAGUACGAGAUCCUCUACGACAAGAACGUCCGCAUCGCCAACAAGCACGGGCGCGGCGGCCAGUCGCAGAACCGCUUCGCCCGCCUCGCCCUAGAGACCCGCGUGCAACACCUGAACAUCAUCUUCGACCGCAUGGCCGAGGCCUUCUUCAACGGCGAGGGGCGCUGCACGGUCGAGAGGAUCGUGGUGGCCGGCCCCGGGCCCAUGAAGCAGCAGCUGCUCGAACACCUGCCCGAGAAGUGGUUCGAGGCCGUGGACCAGAACCCCGUGACCGUGGACCACACGAGCUUCGUCGGGAUGCACGAGCUCGUGCAGCUGCUGGAGGAGAGGUGCGCCACAGAGUCCAAGCUGGAGCAGCAGAGGCAGAGGCAGAGGACGCGCAAGGAGGACCGGAAGGAUCAGAAGGGGCAGCAGCGGGGCGGCGGCAGGAAGGAGCUCCAGGAAGAGGCGGUGGUUACGUUAUACGGAUAUCGGUUUAUGGUCGUUGGUCGUGAUGUGGUUGCUCUGUACAGAGGCACAUAG